Molecule: messenger RNA, 1097 nt
Organism: Amborella trichopoda
Lineage: Eukaryota; Viridiplantae; Streptophyta; Magnoliopsida; Amborellales; Amborellaceae
Gene: RBCX2
Product: Chaperonin-like RbcX protein
Biological process (GO): ribulose bisphosphate carboxylase complex assembly
Molecular function (GO): protein folding chaperone
Source: RefSeq, a predicted model, not a curated record
GCAAAGAAAUGUAAGCCUCAAAAAAAAACCCUCUGAUAAUUGUAUUCAUCAAAUGAAGAAGAAAGCCUAGCAAUACUGGAGAAACCAAAACCCUAGAAACAUUUUGGGGGAUUUUCAGAAGAAUUAGGGUUUUUUGGGGGUCCCUUUUUGGUGUAUAGGAUGGUUGGGGCGCUACCAAUUCUGGGUUCUACAGCUUUGGAUUCGCAUAUUUGCCCAUGUGUUAGUGGAGGCUAUAGUAGGGGUUCUUUGGAAUUAGGGAUUAAUGGGGUGAAUUUGUUGGGGAAGAAGCUUAACAAGAGGCAAGGAUUGGAACUUAGCAGCUCUUUUACUGAUGCAUGGCAAGAGUGGCGUCUUAAUGCCAAGUUCCUUUCAGGGCUAGUUCGGGGCCAUUCUCGAAAGCAGAGAAGAACCCAGUUCCCGUUGAUUGUUGAUGAGUUAGGAGGCCAGUAUGAAGACAAUUUCGACGAUGUGAAGAAGCAAAUACUCAACUAUUUUACAUACAAGGCAGUGAGGACUGUGCUCAAUCAACUUUACGAGAUGAAUCCCACACAGUACAAGUGGUUCUACAAUUUUGUUGCAACAAACAAGCCUGGUGAUGGAAAGCGUUUCAUCCGUUCCCUUGGAAAGGAGCAACAAGAGCUGGCAGAAAGAGUGAUGGUUACACGUCUUCACCUUUAUGGUAAAUGGGUCAAGAAGUACAACCAUGCUGAAACGUAUCAAGCAAUCUCUGAUCAGAACUUAGAAUUGAUGAGGGAACGGCUCAUAGAAACAGUGAAAUGGCCCUCCGAUGAUAGCAACACUGAGAAGAUUGGUUAAUGGGGUGAAAAUUGGUUUGAUAUUGGUUUCUUAGGUAGAGUUUAUGGGGCAUUUAUAAUGAGGUGCUGGAGCACAAUUUAUGCCUUCUUCCUCAAUGGUUUAUAUUAUGCAAAUUGUCCUUUCUAUAUAUUUUUUUUCCAGAGCUAAUAAUGGGUUAUAUAUGUUUCGUGUCUCACACUGCUUAUGAUAUCCCUCUCCAUGUAAACAUCCAAACCAAUUGUGGUCACUUGGAAAGUUCGUAAAGUGUUGUAAAUCAUAUGCUCUUCGGUUGUUUUCCAUGU